AGAAGAGUUUGUUCAAAGUUCUGGAGAUGACGGCAUCGUGGUCUUCUCUUUAGGGGCCGUGGUCAAGAAUCUGACCACAGACAAGGCAAACCUGAUAGCCUCUGGACUCGCUCAAGUCCCACAAAAGGUGCUGUGGAAAUACAGUGGGAACACUCCCGAAACUCUGGGGUCCAACACUAAACUCUACUCAUGGAUUCCACAGAAUGACCUGCUGGGUGCGGUCAGCAGACUGACAGACAAGAUUAACUUCUCAGAGAGAACGUGGAACGUCCUCUUCUACGUCCUGCAGGACUUAGUUCUGGAUCAGUGUAUGUGGAAGAAGGAACACCCACCAGUGCCUGUAAGAUGAUGGGUAAUGCUGACAUCUGGUUGUUGAGAACCUACUGGGAUUUUGACUUUCCCCGUCCAUUACUUCCCAACUUCAAAUUUGUUGGAGGGAUUCACUGCAAACCUGCUAAACCAUUACCAAAGUAUUUCGAAAAGUUUGUCCAAAGCUCUGGAGAUGACGGCAUCGUGGUCUUUUCUUUGGGAUCUAUUGUCAAGAAUCUGACCACAGACAAGGCAUGAUCGCCUCUGCCCUCGCUCAAGUCCCACAAAAGGACGCAGUUGCCUGGAGCGCAUCAAAGAUCAGCGCUGUUCCUCCUCUCUGCUCAAGAAUCCCCGGUGCCCCAAGAGUUCAAACAGAUACACAGCCCUGGUAUCCGUUCGAGAGGAGAACUAUGGUGGAAAAACUUAAUGUCAAAGAGCUUGGACCAGAUCAGCCCGACGUAAAGAUAAGCCAGCAGGACAAGGAGAAGGGUAAACUGUACACACGAGGCUUCUCCCAAAAUUGGUACACCAGGAAGCAGUGGCUAGCUGGAUGCAAUCACGCUAAUGCGUUAUUUUGCUUUCUGUGUUUGUUAUUCAAAACGGCUGGGAUCCACAGAAGGUGGAUGUGGAACUUGUGUCUCAUUGGGGACUCCAUUCAUUCUCUGACUGAGGAAUGCAGCGCAUCAGUGCAGCAGCCAACAAAGAAACGGAGGACGUUUGGACAGGGAGAACAGCAGCUGGGUGCAGAGAUGCUGCCUGAGUCCUGGCAGGCAGCUCUGACUGCAGAACAGCAGGAGUGGAUCGGCCGGGUGCUGUUCACCAGGGACGAUGCUGGGAGGCCGCAUCUCAUCACGGAGCUCAGUCCCUGGUGGUACCCUCCCCAGCCCCGGGCGGUCUACAAUCAGCCUCCCGCCUCUCCCGACCCCUUCUUUGCAUGUCGGCUCUUCCUGUGGAUGCCUCACAGGAUGUGGCACCUGCAGCUGACGUGCCCCCAGCCUUUGUGCAGCGGCAUCCUGAUAAAGGCUGGGCUCUACAGGACCAUCCGGAGGGUCCUGGACAUCGACGGCUGGUAUCUCAUGGCCACUGAGUACCUGGAGUGCCGUCGAUGUAAGAAGAAGGUCGGAGGGUGGUCACAGGGCAUCUUAAGGCAGCUGCCCCCCACCUACAGCUGCCAGUUCCCAGCUGUCCUCACGUACAAGCUGUCCUGUGACCAGAGGGUGGUUGCUAUGCUGAGAUCUCGCACUCUGGGCAACAGUGCCACUCAGCUGUGCAACACCCUGCGGGAGCAGCAUUCCGACGCCUGGAUGCGGAGAGCGAUUCAGUACCUCGGCGUCUGCGAGCAGUUCCUGGCCUUGGGUACCACGAGGGGGGAGAUCGCACCACCUCCCCAGAUGCCCCCUGUGCCCUCACCCGUCUGGCUGCUGACCGUUUACGGUUACGACGUGCUGACGCGGCUGGACGAGUACAAGGCCAGGAUCACGUCCACCUUCGGAUCCAUCCUAAAGAUGGAUUCCACAAAGAAGGUGACGAAGAAGCUCGCAGGUGCCGCCUGGGCUACCAACGUGGGCAACGAGCACGGCCAGGUCCUCAUGAGCGUCCUCACUUGCUGCGAGGGCUCCGAGGGCCUGUCCAAGAUGGCGGCCGGACUGAUGAGGCGGUACCGAUUAGCCGAGGUACCUGCCCCCCAGCUCAUCUACGUGGACCACGACUGCUGCAGACAGGACGGCGUGUCCAAGACGGCUGCCUUAUUUCCGGAGUGGGAACGGCUCAUUGUUCGGCUGGACAUCUGGCAUCUGAUGCGCCGCUUCGCAUCAGGUGUCACCACAGAGAGCCACGAGCUGUAUCCCACCUUCAUGAGGCAGCUGUCUUACUGCAUCUUCGAGGUGGACGCCGAAGAUGCUCGCCGUCUCGUGGGAGCCAAGCGGUCCGAGCUGGAGGGGACGCACGGGAUGGUCAACCUGACGGACGCUGAUGUGAUCCAGCGGAUCAGCAAGGAGGAAUGGAGGCUCCACUGCCGCAGGAGGACGCGUGGAGCAGAGGAGUCGACGCUCCUCAUCCAAAACCUCCUUGACACCUUCAGAGGGCCCGCAGGACACAACACGCUGAACAUCCCGUUGCUAAACGCUCUCCACAUCCAGGACAUCUGGGACACGCAGAGGCGCCACCUCAGCUGCAUCCAGGACCCCCCUGGCAUGCAGCUGUACACCCAGACGGGCAGUCUGCAAAAAGGAGGGGUCAGGCUGCCCAUCUAUCGCUGCGCGAGGGGCUCCACUGCCCUGGAGUCCUUCCAUCUCCACCUGAACCGCUUCAUCCCAGGAACGUCGGCCAGUGCCAAGUACUUCCAGGCGUUCCUGAUUGAUGGACUGGUCAGGUGGAACGAGGACCGCGCAGCGGCAGCUGAGGGACACGAGGCGCCUCUGCUGUCCUACAGUGGCCACCUCAGGCACACCCUGAACCAGAAGAGCCAAAGGGUGUUUGGUCAUCAGAUGGUUAAGGACUUCACCAAGCCUGCUGCUUACACAGGUGAGCUCAUCGGAGUGGACUACCUGUUCCAGCAGACAGGCCGCGUGCUUGAGGACAUCAGCAUGGACCCUGACGCUCCGGACGAGGCUGCUGCCGUCACCGACCUGGACGAGGGCACACAGGAGGACGUGGGCGACUACGUCGCCGCCUUCGUCCUUGACGACCCGUCCACCAGCACUUCAGGAGCAGCCCGGUCAGGGGAUCCAGCUGUCGCACCCGGGUCUGAGCCAGCACAUCCUGCCGCCCCUGCGCAUCACGCCCCUCCCGAGGUCCCUGGAAGCCAGACUCCUGAAGAGAAACACUCCUCUGAUUCAGAGAAGGAGAUCCAGGGUCCUGACGGCCAGACAGGAUACCAGCAUGUCCUGAAGCUGGCUCAGGCCCUGGUGGAGCUCAGGAGUCUCCAGGGACUGUCUGACAGCAGGGUAGACAGACUCAUCGCGCUUUGGCAACGCCUGCCAGAUCGUGACAAACGACGGAUCGUCUACCCUAGCAGAUGCCGGGAGAGGCUAGACGCCAGCCGUGUGGUGGAGGCCAUGUGCAGCCAGCUCUGCCGUCUGCACCCUGCGGCCAGUCGCGUGGACGGGGUCAGCAGGUCACGCUGGUUCCUAAUCCGCGACGACUACAUGGCCAUCAGACAGGUGGUGCUGUAUUGCCCGAGGCUGAUGGCUCAGACCCAGCUUCAUCUCUAUGAGCUGAACCAGAAGACCAUCUCUCAAUGGUUCCGCCAUAGACAGAAGGGGUGGGAGAAAGGUGUGCUGGAGCAGGGAACUGGCACCGUUUCUGCUCCAACUUUCUCCCACCAGCCCAUCCCUUCUGUGAAAGGGCUGUCCUCCGUACAGGUGGGAAGAGGACAGCCCUUUAAAUACAACCUCCCUGAGGAGCAACAACCUGGUCCCUCCUCCAGGGGACUGCCACCGCCACCACUACCUCCACCUGCUCCUCAUCCCGGUCCCUCUACCAGCUGCAACCUCCCUCCUUCUUCUGCUCAGAGCCUGCGCGCCAUUCGUCCCUUCCCGGGGUCCACUCCGCUGACUCCUCCUGUUGUUUUGCCUAGGACAACAGCAUUUAGAAGGAGGAAGGCAGCGGAGGCUGCUGCUGCUGCUGGCGUGCAGGCUCCACCAUCAAAGACAGCCCGCCAACAGUUCACCUGCAGCAGAUGUGGUCAGCCCAAGCGGCUGGACACUGGCCACACCCGCAUUGCAGGUGUGUCCUACUGCGCAUCUGUUGGCGGGAAGUCUGUAGAGGAGUGGAAGAAGGAGAUGAAGAGCAAGACUGGAGGAGGGCCCGAAAAACAGUGACUUUUUGGGACAUUUUCUCAUUUUUUAAUUUUGGAACUUGUAAAUAUUGUAAAUAAUUUUUAGAUGUUUUUGUUAUUGUGAUUUUCAGUAUUAAAAUGAUACACACUUUAAA
Molecule: messenger RNA, 4242 nt
Organism: Nothobranchius furzeri (turquoise killifish)
Lineage: Eukaryota; Metazoa; Chordata; Actinopteri; Cyprinodontiformes; Nothobranchiidae
Source: RefSeq, a predicted model, not a curated record